AUGUAAGGGAGAGCCACCAAAACCAUAUGGCAUGUUGCUGAGUUUUCUCGCUGACAGACUUGUUCGCUCGCUGCGGUUCAAUCCCGCCUCACACCUCAUAUCAAGUCAUCCGCUCUCUGUUACUGCUGCCUGCCAGGAAUACGAGUAGUUAUUGAUUUAAGCGGUCGUAGUGAAACUUUGACCCUGUUUAAGCCGUCGUGAGGAUGCACAGCUCUCAGAAGGACACCACAUACACCAAGAUCUUCGUCGGAGGUCUUCCAUAUCAUACAACCGACUCCAGCCUCAGGAAAUACUUUGAAGUGUUUGGAGAAAUCGAGGAAGCUGUUGUCAUUACUGACAGACAAACGGGGAAAUCCAGAGGCUAUGGAUUUGUGACGAUGGCGGAUCGAGCCGCAGCAGAAAGAGCCUGUAAGGAUCCAAACCCCAUUAUAGACGGCAGGAAAGCCAACGUGAACCUGGCGUACCUCGGGGCCAAACCACGGAUCAUGCAGCCAGGCUUUUCAUUUGGUGUCCCUCAAAUACACCCUACGUUUAUCCAGCGGCCUUAUGGAGAUAGUGAGGAUGAUCAUUCCCCAUUACUGUAUCCUCCCCCUUUCCGCCAGGUUAUGAGGAUUCCCGCUCACUAUGUGUACCCGCAGGCGUUUGUGCAGCCCAGCGUGGUGAUCCCUCACGUCCAGGCGCCGUCUUCAGCCUCGGCCGCGGCGUCUCCGUACCUGGACUACACCGGCACCGCAUACGCGCAGUACACCGCAGCCGCCACCGCUGCGGCCGCAGCCGCCGCUUACGAUCAGUACCCGUACGCCGCCUCUCCGGCCGCCACGGGUUACGUCGCCGCCACGACCGGCUACGGUUACGUCCAGCAGCCUCUGGCGUCUCCCGCGCCCGGAGCCGCGGCGGCCGCGUUCGCUCAGUACCAGCCGCAGCAGCUGCAGACGGACCGCAUGCAGUGAACAACUGGACUCUAUGACUGAAUCAGCCAAAGAAACUUGUUUAACUUUUUUAUUGUUCGGUUAUUGUUACUAUCGUUGUUUUAUUUGUAGUAUUUAAUAUUUAUUAUGUAACAGAAAGCUACAGCUUUUCCAAACAAGGGUGAUGGAAACUACGUUUCUUCCACGCAAGGAUUUUUUUUCAUUUUUCACUCACCCUUAUGUUAAAAACACUUGUAUUACUAAUUUUUCAUUGCAACACAGAGAAGGCCAAAAACAGCAUGAAUGAUCAACGAACAAACAUUAAAUGUGUUGCACAGAAAAAAAACGAGUUUGAGCAACAUGAGGGUGAGUAAAUAAUGACAGAAUAACAGUUCAUUAAAGUAAAUAAUUUGCUAAAAAAAUACUACUGAGGCUGUCCAAGAUUAGGAUGAGUUUGUUUCUUCAUCAGAUUUGGAAAAAUGUGUCAUUCCAUCACUGUCUCACCAAUGGAUGUGAAUGGGUGCCGUCAGAAUGAGAGUCCAAACAGCUGAUUAAAACAUUACAGUAAUUUACAAGUAAUCCACACCACUCCAGUCCAUCAGUUCACAUUUUAAGAGGCCAAAACUGUGUGUUGUUAAGAAAUGAAUCCAUCUUUAAAACGUUUUUAACUAAAAUAUGACUCCAUAAUCAAUAAUAACACUUCCUUCAUUGAAAAAGUCUAUUUUCUGUUGUCUCUCACAUCGAAACAUGCAGCUUUUGUCUUCUCACGAUGUUAAUUGGUGGACUGAAAUGGUUAGGAUUACUUGUGGAUUACCAGUGGAUCUAUUGCAGUGAAUGGGUGCCGUCAGAAUGAGAGUCCAAACUGCUGAUAAAAACAUCUCAAUAAUCUACAAGUAAUCCACAACACUCCAAUCCAUCAGUUAACAUCUUGAGAAAUGAAAAAUGGUGUGUUUGUAAGAAACAAAUCCAUCAUUAAGAAGUUUUUAAUUAAAAUAUCCAUAAUCCAGUCCAUAAUCCAAAAUGACGCUUCUUCCAGUGAAAAAGUGCUCUGGCCUGAAUCAGAAGAGAAAUCUGCACAGGUCAAACACCUGUGGCUGGAUUUUGAUUUGACGUUUUCACUAGAAGUGUUUUUAUAGAUUAUAAUAUAACCGUUUAAAGUUAAAAAUGUUUUAAUGAUGGAUUUGUUUCAGCUUUUGUCUUCUCAAGAUGUGAACUGAUGUACUGGAGUGGUGUGGAUUACUUGUGGAUUAUUGUGAUGUUUUUAUCAGAUGUUUGGACUCUCAUUCCAACGGCACCCAUUCACAUCCAUUGGUGAGCAAAUGAUGGAAUGCUACAUUUCUCCAAAUCUGAUGAAGAAACAAACUCAUCCUAAUCUUGGAUGGCCUGAGGAUAAGCACAUUUUCAGCUAAUUUUAAUUUUAGGGUAAACUAUUCCUUUAAGUCAUUGUUUUGAGGGUUUCAUCAAAAUUCUAUUAAGUAACAGACAAGGUUAAGCCAAAAUACAGAUUUGAUUUGUAAUUUCAUCAAUUGCUCACCAAUGGAUGUGAAUGGGUGCCGUCAGAAUGAGAAUCCAAACAGCUGAUAAAAACAUCACAAUAAUCCACAAGUAAUCCACACCAGUCCAGUCCAUCACUUAACAUCUUGAAGAUGUUUUUUUUAACUAAAAUCCAUCUCCAUAAUCCAUAAUAACACUUCCUGCAGUGAAAAAGUGGUCUGGUCUGAAUCAGGAGAGAAAUCUGCACAGAUCAAGCACCGUUUACAAGCCAAAACAGUCCAAAACAAAUACCUGGCUGGAUUUUGAUGUAAGAGACAACAAAAGAUGGACUUUUUCACAUUAUUAUGGAUUAUGGACUUGUAUUUUAGCUAAAAACGUCAUUAAAAAAUAGCUUUUGUCUUCUCAAGAUGUGAACUGAUGGACUGGAGUGGUGUGGAUUACUUGUGGAUGAUUGUGAUGUUUUUAUCAGCUGUUUGGACUCUCAUUCUGACGGCACCCAUUCACAUCUAUUGGUGAGCAAGUAAUGGAAUGCUACAUUUCUCCCAAUCUGAUAAAGAAACAAACUCAUCCUAAUCUUGGAUGGCCUGAGGAUAAGCACAUCUUCAGCUAAUCUUCAUUUUUGGGUAAACUAUUCCUUUAAGUCAUUGUUUUGAGGAUUUUGUCAAAAUCCUGUUAAGUAACAGACAAAGUUACGCCAAAAUACUGAUCUGAUUUGUCGUUUCGUCACUUGCUCACCAACGGAUCCAGUGCAGUGAAUGGGUGCCGUCAGAAUGAGAAUGUAAACGGCUGAUAAAAACAUCACAAUAAUCCACAAAUGAUUUUUAACUAAAAUAUGAGUCUGUAAUCCAUGACACUUCCUCCAGUGAAAAAGUGGUCUGAUCUGAAUCAGGAGAGAAAUCUGCAAAGAUCAACCACUGUUUACAAGACAAAACAGCUCUAAACAAAUAUGCAGCUGGAUUUUGAUGUGGGAGACAACAGGAGAUGGACUUUUUCACAUUAUUAUGGAUUAUGGACUUGUAUCAUUUUAGCUAAAAAUGUCUUGAUGGAUUUGUUUCAGCUUUUGUCUUUUCAAGAUGUGAACUGAUGGACUGGAGUGGUGUGGAUUACUUGUGGAUUAUUGUGAUGUUUUUAUCAGCUGUUUGGACUCUCAUUCUCCAGCACCCAUUCACAUCCAUUGGUGAGACAGUGAGGGAAUGACACAUUUCUCCAAAUCAUCUACAUCUUAAAUGGGUUAGUGCAUUUUCAUUUUUGAGUGAACUGUUCCUUUACACACAUCACAGGCUGCAGAUUAUUUGUGUAUCUUGUCUGUGGUGUUAUUAUUGUUAAUGGACGUCUGAUUAUUUUCAUAAACUCGAUUAUGUCCUGUGAUCGCCUCAUGAGGCUGAAUAUAGUACUGUUGGGCAGAUGAUCAUAUAUUUGGCUUUGGAAAUCAAACAAAGUGCCUUAAAGCAUCACAGUCAGUCGAGAAAUGAAGACGUUCAGCAUCUACACUAGUGCCUUAAUAUCACAUACUGUAAAAAUGAAAGCUACUGAACGACUUUAUGUGCACUGUAUGUGUCAAUGUUCGUGUAAUUCACUACUGGUUUAAUGUGCCUUUAUUAUGUUUAAUAGAAGUGAAUGUCUCUGAAUUGGAUUUGUUGUUGCCUGUUAUUUAAUGCACUGUAAGGGACAUAUAUGAAGGGAAAGGAAAUGAUUGCAAUCAUAUGUGCAGCUACAGAAUUGAUGUCCAAGUAUUUCUGUAUUAAAAGGCCUUGACAACACCAGUCCACUGCAACUAGCUUUGCUUUUUAUUUCAUUUAAUUUUUCCCAUACAGUCGAUCAGUUUGUCAUCCUGUAGGCCAUUAUUUACACUUUGUAUAAAUACAGGUUCAGAUUAUUGGAAAUAUUAUACGGAACAAUGACGUUUGAUAAAAUGUGUAUUAGACAAAUCUGUGA
This is a messenger RNA of Labeo rohita (rohu), 4337 nucleotides long. It is a transcript of the gene rbm24b, whose product is annotated as RNA binding motif protein 24b. The record is from RefSeq and is a predicted model, not a curated record. The transcript has 5 exons. Gene Ontology annotation, cellular component: cytosol. Gene Ontology annotation, molecular function: mRNA 3'-UTR binding. NCBI's taxonomy places the organism in Eukaryota, Metazoa, Chordata, Actinopteri, Cypriniformes, Cyprinidae. The coding region runs from base 204 to 950 and encodes 248 amino acids.